Molecule: messenger RNA, 4927 nt
Organism: Cottoperca gobio
Lineage: Eukaryota; Metazoa; Chordata; Actinopteri; Perciformes; Bovichtidae
Product: caspase-1-like
Exons: 8
Coding region: 3527-4672 (381 amino acids)
Biological process (GO): proteolysis; regulation of inflammatory response; regulation of apoptotic process
Cellular component (GO): NLRP3 inflammasome complex; AIM2 inflammasome complex; IPAF inflammasome complex
Molecular function (GO): cysteine-type endopeptidase activity
Source: RefSeq, a predicted model, not a curated record
AAAAAAGGGUCCAUUGUCGUGUGUAUAAGAGACACGUCCCGCUGCUCAUUAAUCCAUUAAAUGUGCCAUUCAAGACUGCAACUUUCUUCAGCAUUAACUCGUAACUAAAGUCAAGUCCAAGCCCCACGUCGUUAAUCAGACCCAGCUAAUUUAGGAUAAAGCUACAGUAGUUUAUUGUAGCAUGGUCCAAAAGAAAUUAAGUUAAUUAAGGCCCUUACGGCUCUAACUGCAUUUAUUUUUUAGAGGCAAUACAUCUGGUGAAACGGAAUGUCUCCAGCUUUGACCUAUCUAUUUGUUAGCAUUAGCUAAGAGCUGACAGCUUUUUCUCACAAUACUGACAGAGCAGUAAACCUAAAACUGAAUAUCCUCCCAAAACAGCUUUAUCUCUUAUUCACAUAUCAUUCUGAAAUACGGUUAUAUUGUUGUAACCUUAGAUAAGUAUGUCCGCACGGCAAAGUGUACUCAAAAAACGCGAUCUACAAGCUAAUCUACAGCUAGCUACCAGUGUUUACCUAAGCUAAUUACAGAGCUAACCUAUGUAGCUAAGCGAACUAGCUGAAUUACCGUUAUGUUAAUAAAGAUGCAAAAUUGGCUACGUGAAUUGUGUGUCAACAUACACUCUCAUUCGCAGUGUCAAGAAGCUAUCGCGUAACGAUAUCGUCGCUCCAGCUCCAGUCUACUCUUGGUGGAUGUUUACAUUAGCCAAGCCGCUAGCUUCGUCCCUCGGCCAUUUUGUCUGUCAGUUGUUUCUCCUUCUCGAUGUUUCUUUUUGGUACGUUCCAAAUCAGGUCACAUGUAGUGUCGCCCUCUAGCGUUACCACAUAGCAAUAGACAACGUUAUUACCCAGAUUGUCAAUACAAUGGCAUUAUUUUGCUACAAAUAAUGACAUGCACCUUUCAAAACAAAUGUAUAUGCAUUAAAAAAAACAUCAUCAAAAAAACAACCCUUUUCAAAAGCACCGUUUUAGAUCCCAAUUUCAUUAAACUGACUCCCUAAAUGUGUUGCAAGGCUCGUCUACAGGGUGAAGUAACCAAACUGUAAAUUAUAAGAGCUGAAGUUUGUCAUGGUGAAGUGUGCUACUGUAAAACUUGGCCAGAGGGUGGUGUCCAAGUCUCCUGUUCUAUGUCCUACAUGCAAAGGUUUUAUUUAAUACAAAUCAUUUUUUUAGCACAGGGAUUAUAUAGGAUAAUGAAGAAUCACAACAAAUUAAGCUAUAACACAAGUGAAAACAAGCUAUACUACAAAAGCUAUAACGCUAUAAUAUAACAUCAUCUACUGAAAAUCAGGAGACAAAAGAUAAAUAAAUAAAUAAAAUAAAAACAAGCCACAAAAAAAGAUAACCAAUCGGGUAAACAAAAUAUAUGAAAAAGGUUUGAUCAUCAAACGUGUUAAGCUGUGUGUCUGGCAAAUUUACUUUUUCACGUGAAAACGAGGCCAACGUGAGCAAUGCAACGUCAGCGUCUGGAUCAUCAUCGUGGCUGCGCCUGACUCCUGGUCCUGACGCACAGGCAACGGGAAGAUGCUUACAUCAUCCUGGAUUCUAUUUUUAAAUACGAUUACGUCAUCAUUUCUGUCACAUAGAUGAUGCAUUUUUACUUUGUUGUUUAUUCUGUACACACGACCUCUAUCGCACGUCUGUCCGUCCUGGGAGAGGGAUCCCCUCCUCAGCUGUUCUCCCUCAGGUUUCUUUCACCUUAGUAAUUGUGGAGUUUCUUUUAGGGAGCUUUUCCUUGUGCGAGGGUCUAAGGACAGAGGGUGUCGUAUUCUGUACUGUCUGUAAAGCCCACUGAUAUUGGGCUGUAUAAAUAGAUUAGAUUUGAAUGCAAAAAGUGACAAAUCCGCUGGAGAGAUGGAGAUAAAUGGAAGACGAGGCCACUACUUGAGUCAUGUAAUAGACCUUUUUCUUCAGCAGGCACUGGUCAUACAAGAAAAUUACAGUUACUCAUAAAAUGUUGUGUUCAAGUGUCCUUGUAGGUCGUGACAGUGAACCAUCUAAGCUAUAAAACCACACCCCUGAAACGGCUAAAUGGAAUUCAACCAGCUGUGCUUUUCCUAAGGUCUAUUCUAAGCAGAGUGUGAGCCUCGUGUGAAAAGAGGCUCCUGGAUAAUCUUCUUGAUGGGGAGAAAUACUCAGCAGCAGCGGAAGAAUGACACAAGUAUUAGCUUAAAAUAGCCCCUUUCAUAUGGUUAUAUUAUCAAGCAUACUGCUUCAUUAACUUGUAAAGAUUCAUUUAAUGUUGUAGCUGGUCGAGGUGGAAGUAUUUCUAAAUAGACUUACUUAAUGUACUAAUUGCAUAGUUUAAUCUGUCUUUUUUGCACCCCCUCCUCACCCUGUUUCACAUGUGAACACACAAGCCAGAUGUUUCCUUUUGUUACAGUGUAACUAACCAUUACUUUCAUGGCAUUUUAUACGAUUCUACUUUAGACCUUCAGAAACCUUUCGAUUCAUUGGUCUUUUCACAGGAUUUGUUGACAAUAAAAAGAAAUACUGCUCAGCGAGGAGCAGAACUGAUCAUCCACAUACUGCUGAUGCAUUGUGGACCGAGAAAAAGAAGAAUGAAGAUGCUCAUUAUUCCAUAUCAUGCAAGGUUAGAAGCAUGUCUGCAGCCAAAUGUAAAAAAUAGGUAUAGUUUAUUGCAGAAAAAUUCAAGUAAGCUGGCUCUUGUCCCUACACAAGGUUCAUUCAUAAAUGCCUUGAUGCCUUGACUUUGCCCCAUUCAGGCUAAUCUUUAGCUAAAUGAUUCACGUGGUUUUAUAUGUUGGCACAUCACCAACAUGUUUAAUACACAUUUUUAGAUCUGGAUACAUUUCCUUUGACAUAACAGGCAUUAUACAUGUUUAAAAUUUACUUUGACAAGAAUUUUAUUUUUGUGUGUGUAAAUAAACACUUAAAGGUGCAAUUGAUAACAUUGUUACCACACUCUCUCCUACUUGUGAUUUUAGUAAAUGUGAUAUUUUUAAACCUUUUUAGCUUCAGAGUGGGGAGAGUAGAGCGAUGUUUGAUCAGUUAAAUCCACUUACACUGUGCACUGGGAAUGAUGCAAUACACAAUUAUAUUUUUAACUGUUGUUUUAAUUGAUCUAACUGCCAUGUGACAUCUCGCAUAUUUGAUCAUGAUUGUGCCACAAAUAAAACUUUCUGGCUGUAUAGCCAAUACAUAUAUCCUGUUCUAUGACACAUUGUAUCUGUUUGAUAUUGACAGGAACAUUUAACCCAUCUUUAAAUUAUAUGUUUUUAAAUGCUGGUAAAUACUCACACCCUAUAAAAAAACUUCAUAAACUGCAGCUGCAUACAUGCUGAACUAUCCUGUGGUCUGGUUUAUGUUGGGCAAAUUAAAAAAGCAAAAACUCUAACACCUCUUCAAUUAUCUAGGUUGCUCAGCGUAAAGCCGGAAACGUCGUAAAUGUACUGAACCAGUUUUACCCGCGCGCACCUCCCUGCACACAGGCUGUUGGAUACUGGGGAUCUUUCACGUUUAACUUGCACAUUUCAGUUUAUUCAAUUGUGUGAUACGAAAUUUGAGGAAUGGCAGAUAAGGAGCUUGCCAGGGUGAGAAGUAAGUUUGUCGAAAAGGUGUCCAAUGAACUGAUUAAGCAGCUCCUGGACGACCUUCUUGAAGAUCGUGUCCUGAACGAUGGCCAGAAAGACUCAGUACUUGAGGAGAACAAUAGCAGAGCAAACAAAGCACGCGCGCUCAUUGACACGGUGAAGAUGAAGGGAGACUUAGCCAGCAGGAAAAUGAUCGAUCACCUUCAAGACCGAGAUGCUGAACUUCACUUUGAACUGGGACUGUCCUCUGGUCAACCUGCUCAGCCGGCUGCCGAUCCACAGAUGAAGAAGGAAGGAGCAACCAGCGAGGCCUCCUGGGAGGAGAAAAUGAAGGCUGGAGAUGUUUACCCUGUGUCCCAAAAGUCCAUUAGGUAUCGUGUGGCCCUGCUAAUCACUAAUAUUAAGUUUACUAAUGAGAACAUGAACAGAGAUGGAGCUGAGAAGGACGAGGAGAACAUGGACAAACUGCUCAACGAUCUGGGAUACGAGGUGGUGAAACACCGAAACCUCACAGGGCAGGCAAUUAAUGAUGCUGUAAUUGAGUUCUCAAAACAUAGGAAACUCAAAGAGACGGACAGUGUGAUGGUGGUCAUCAUGUCUCACGGGAAACUGGGAGCUGUCCUCGGUGUCGACUGGAAAAACAAUAUAUCUGGUGAUGAGAAACCAGAUGAGUUCCUCAUUGACAACAUUUACAUGCACUUGAACCCAGAGAAAUGUCCCGCGCUGCAGAACAAACCCAAGAUCAUCAUCAUCCAGGGCUGCAGAGGAGAGAAGGGAGGAUCAGUGUUCGUUAGAGAUGCUUUGUUCUGUGAUGAUGCGUCUGCUGCUGAAGAAAACUUCGAGGAGGAUACUAUGCGAGCUGUAAACAAAGAAAAAGACUUCAUUUCUCUUCUUUCCUGCACCCCUGAUACUGUCUCAUACAGACAAAGAGAUCUUGGGUCUUUACUCAUCCAGUAUUUAGUUGAGGUAUUGAAGAUCGACGCUCAAAAGGAUGACAUUGAAGAACUUUUCAGAAAAGUCAUGAAGCGCUUUGAAGAUUUUGCCAUGAACACCAGAAGACAGAUGGCGACCAAAGACAGAGUCACUCUGACAAAGCGCUUCUACUUCUUUCCAGGACUCUGAGGCAGGAUCCAUUGCUGAUUCACGGCUGUGCCUUGUAGCCACAUUAUAUUCUUGUAAUGUCUUUGAUGUGCUACUUGGUGAAUAGAUCAAUUGUUAUGGAUGAAUUACUAUAAUAUGGAUUUAGUGAAUAAUUAAUCUCACUAGAAGCUUAUGUUGAUCCUUAAAGUGCUAUAUUGACAUUGUAAUAACUUUUGUUCUGCUUUGUAUUAAUCUUAAGUUUAAAAUCAGAAAUUAAAAUCAUGUAUGACACUUCCA